Alternaria triticimaculans is the source of this 2289-nucleotide messenger RNA. RefSeq lists its product as uncharacterized. The coding region runs from base 1 to 2289 and encodes 762 amino acids. The transcript is spliced from 3 exons. Gene Ontology annotation, biological process: lipid metabolic process. Gene Ontology annotation, molecular function: triacylglycerol lipase activity. NCBI's taxonomy places the organism in Eukaryota, Fungi, Ascomycota, Dothideomycetes, Pleosporales, Pleosporaceae. The record is from RefSeq and is a predicted model, not a curated record.
AUGCUGCGGAAGCAAAUCACGUGGGUUCCUCAGAUUGGUCGUGCCCUUUCACAUGCUGACGAGAUCGCCACGCAGGCCGAGACAUACGACCAAUGGAAAGCCGCCGCGACCGAGCUCGAUAUCCUAGAAGGAAACGAAGCCUGGAAAGAAGAGGACGACACUCCGGAAUACAAUGUGGAUCUGGUUGCUGCCCGGCUGAAAGAGCUGGAUGAUGCUCGCAUGAGUUGCGAUGUGAAGAGGAUGCUGUUUCUGAUCAGGACCACACUCACACGCGGACUGGGCGACAUGGGCGACCUGCGUCUGUACAAGCACUCGCAUAUUGGAACCAAGCGUCUGAUCGAGAGGUACAUCGAGUCGGCUCAGCAAACUAUGGCCGCUCUGCUGGACGUCUCGGAGAAGCAGGGAGAUCAGUGUCCUAUCGAGCCGCGGCGGCUGGUCGACCAACUGCUUCAAACACGCCAAUCAUUCGGUAGGAGCGCAUUGUUGCUCUCAGGCGGUGGAACCUUUGGGAUGAACCACAUCGGCGUCGUCAAGGGUCUCUGGGACGCUCGUCUUCUCCCACGCAUCAUAUCGGGAGCCUCUGCAGGAAGCAUCGUCAGUGCUGUUCUAUGCGCAAAGACUGAUGCAGAGAUCCCGGAGGUUAUGCACCAAUUUUGCUUUGGAGACUUGAACGUAUUUGAAAGCCCGGAUCACCCAGAAGGCAUGAUCAACAAAGCAAUGCGCUUGAUGAAGUCUGGAGCUCUUUUUGACAUUGCACAUCUCAUGAGAGUUAUGCGUGAUCUGCUUGGAGACUUGACCUUUCAAGAAGCAUACAACCGGACUCGACGUAUUUUGAACAUUCCUGUUUCAACUUCGUCGCUCUACGAACUGCCCAGACUCUUGAAUUACAUCACAGCACCGAACGUGAUGAUCUGGUCUGCAGUAUGCACCUCUUGCUCAGUUCCGCUCGUCUACAAGAAGGCAUCUCUGCUGGCCAAGGACCCGAAGACCGGCCUGGAAGUACCUUGGGAUCCAAACCCUGACGCGACAUGGAUCGAUGGCUCAGUAGACAACGACCUACCGAUGACCCGGUUAGCCGAGAUGUUCAACGUGAAUCACUUCAUUGUCUCGCAGGUCAACCCGCACGUUGUUCCCUUUCUGGCGAAAGAGGAGGAGAUUGUCGCUGCAGAAGCCCAAGACGCCGUCACUGGUCCCGGUUGGAUGAGUCUCUCAGCUAGUCUUUGCAAGGGUGAGGUAAUGCACCGCCUCCAACAGCUAGCGGAUACUGGAUUCCUCCCAAACCUUGUCACAAAAGGACGUUCGGUGCUCAGCCAGCGAUACUCAGGCGACAUCAACAUCUUCCCUAAGAUCAACUACGCGGACUUCCCUAGAGUCUUGAGCAACCCCACGCCCGAGUUCAUGGUCGGAUGCAUGCUCACUGGACAGCGAGCUACAUGGCCAAAGCUCUCGCGGAUACAAAAUCAUGUCGCCAUUGAGCUCGCGUUGGACGACACGAUCCAGAAGCUCAAGGGACGGCUCGUCUUUACACCACAGCAAGACAUCAAUAUCAGGCGGACCAGCUCUCAGGAUAACGAUCUCGCUCAAAGAAAGCGAGCGAAAUCGACGCAUAAGAUGACGCGCUUCGAGCUCAGGACGGAGCCUCCUAGCCCUGUGCUGCGGAAAUCUGCACCCACCAGUCCUCUCUUGUCUCGUGCAGCCUUGAGAGCGUCCUCACAACCGCUUUCCGUUGCGAAGCAAGCCCAAGGCGCAAACAAUGCAAGGCGCCAGUGGACCGAGACCAUCCAACUCGAUCCCAUGUCGUCCACGAACGACACGUCUGACCACGACUACUUUGCCGAUCCCGAGUCAGACACUACAGACAGGCUCUCUUCACCCUCGCCUUCUACAUCACCCACCUUCACCGGUCCCACCCUCUGGCCUUCAACUCCUCAAGCUACGAUGCAGGCUGCCCCACAGCCCACGCUACAGCCCACACCACAGCCAACUCAAAGUCCGCUCAGUCGUCGUACCAACACGCUGUUCAACCUCACCAUGACCUCGGCUGCAAGAUCCUCAAAUCCAAACGUACCAAGCUCACCAGAGCUGCGGUACAAGCGCCUAUUCCACCCGCCAGGGCCCGCUACUCCCGAUGUCAGUGUAGGUCCACCAAUUCUGGAUGUAGAGCCCAUCAACACCACACGUUCGCCGUCGGCCAGUAGGCCUGGUAGCCGGCGUGGUAGUGCAUCGGGUCUGCCAAUUGAUCCAUCGGGGACUCGCGGCAUGCUGCUGCGGAAGAAGAGUUACAUGUAG